AUGGCACUACUCAGAGGGCUGAGGGACCCUUACGAACGCAACUUUCUGGCUGCUCCAAGGCCUAGGUUUAACAGAAGGUGGCAAGAUAUACNNAGCGCCUCUUCAAAAGUCUCUAUCCCAGCAUCCUUAGCUUCAUCAAAAUCCGAGAAGCCGCAAUAUCACCUAAAAUCUUUGCUGCGAGAAAUAGAUGCCCAUGACCCGGAANAAGACCUCGUUCAGCUUCAGCAGAGGAUAUGCGAUUCAAUAGACGACUUCCCAGUCCCCGACGUCGAAAAAGUUUUUCGUUCUGCCGAAAAGCUGCUUCGUCAACAAGAUCUCAUCAAAACUGACCUUGGCUUGGCCAUCAUUGCAAAACUCGCUUUCAAACCAGAGUGCACCCCCGCAAAUCGCUUGCAUUUCUUUUACACCUUGUACCAGGAUGGUUCUACAAAUCGCUAUACCAAUUUUCCCUCUUACCUCCUCACAAUACUCACAGACAGUGGCCGUCAGCUCGAGGGCUUCGAGCCUCUGCUAGCAGGUUUGAUUCCUGCACUUCUGCACGAAGUCGACUCUGAGUUUGCCGAGAAGGACGUCAGAAGACGAGAAGCUAGGAAGUCUGGUCUGCCUGUUUCAACCUCACUUGACCUAGUUAACAACAUUGUCAAGUACAAUGCGAGGUUCUUCAGCGAUGCCGACAUAACUUUACUAGUCCAGGGAAUGUUUGAUCUGCGACAUCGCUUGGCUUUCGACGAUCCUGAGAAACUCUGCGAUAUUCUAGGCACUCUGAUCAUUUACACUCAUAUCCCGAAGGACGCAGUUCUGAUUGCUACGAGGACUUUGUGUUUCCUGAGAGAGCGAAAUGGCCUCGAGGAGAAAACGAGCAAGACUNUUUCCUAUUUUAUGAAUACCCACCUAAAAGAUGAAACAAUCGAAAGUCUCCUCCGCAGGUUCGAAGACGAUAACACAUGUCCAAUGGAAGCUGCUGGAGCUGCUGCUUUGCUCGAAUUGUCGCUGGUGAAUGCUACAACAAGAAACUCGAUCGACCUGGACAUCAAUCGUCUGAUGGAUGCACUGGCAAGAUCUGUACCAGAGGAGACUGCUUCUGCGUAUGCCAGACUACGCUUGGAACUGGUCAAAGUCCUUGUACAGGAUGGAGAGGUCCAACAAAAGCUCCUUGCAGCUCCGGAUUGGAUACACAUACAGGAUGCCAUCAUUCGAAAUGCCAAGGCUCCGCUCGAAUCUCUCUCGGUCGGAUUAAAUAAAGAAGACGGCACUCUUGAGCGAUUCAUGAAAGAUCGUGAGAAUAGGAGGGAGACUGUUCGUGCUAUCAUAUCAUGUCUCGAGCAUAUUGACGGGAUUAGUCUUCAGCAGUCGAGAACACUUCGAAGGACUGCGCUCUACGUGGCGCCAUGGUUGACCGAAAAACAGUCGAUGAAGCUGAUAUCCGCAUACCAACCAUCUUCCUUCCGCAUCUCGAUCGGCAAUUGGCUUGGGGAGAUUAGGGAACUUGCCAACCAUUUUAUCUUCAAUACUGCUUGUCACCUUGCACUUCGUCAAAAAGCUCUGAGAGUCAUCAAAUCUGCGUGGCGCACGGCUCAACAACUUGGUGAAGAAGAGGCCACAAACACGUGUCGCGACUUGAUUGUGACUGCUCUUGACAACGAGACAAACUAUGCAUUCAGAGGCAAUCUGGUGCAUGUUCUGCUUCAUUUCACAGUCGGAGUCAGCGAUUCGGUGUUCUAUCGGACCUUGGAGGUGUUCGUAAAAUCUGCACGCACAGGCUGUUUUCAUGAGCUUAUUGAGGUACCAUUUNUUGCUGAGCCAGAAGCUCCCAAAGAUGCAAAGCCUGAAAUUGAUUUGCAGAACCAGUCACAAGACGAAGAGCUGCCAUCUAUUCUACCUGAUGCCGGACUGGUGGCAUUGUUGAUGAGAAGCAGUGUUGAUCAACUCGAACGGUCGCGAAGAGUCUAUGACGAAAUGCUCCAACUCAUUGCCAUACCUGAACGACCCGCCGAAGCCACCGUCAUGCUUCUCAGAGGCUUGUUCCGCAUUCGAAGUGAUUUAGACCACCGGAUAUUUUUCCUUGCAAACUCAGAAGGUGAGAGUCUUGCAAAAGUUCUUCAUAGGAACUCCGACUCUCCCUUCUUGCAAUCCCGCAGAUCUUCACUGCAGUCAGGAAUAUCAAUCAUGCCACCCGUAUGGAAGUAUGGUGAUAUCCAUGGUCUGCCAGAGUCUCCUCCAACGACAGUAAGCGCUGUACUCCGGUCAGAGUCAAAACCUGUUGAUGGUGUCGACUGUAGCCUCAACAUGAGAUCUUGGCUUGAGACAAUCAUCCGAUUAUUGGAGUCUGCGAGCUGUGACUGGGAGGUGUACAGCUACAUUAUCGUUCACGUUGGUCCUCAAGUUUCCAACCAGUCACUCUUUGCCGAGAACAUCCACGAGAUCAGGUUACUGCGAAAUCUGGUUUGUAAGAAGAUACAGUCCCAAACGAUAUUCAGACCACCAGAGACAUCAAAUCUACGACAAGGCGACGUGGCUUUGUGCUUGUACCACAUUCUCACUACCUGCAUCGGAUACCAUUGGCGUUUCCCACGGAAGGAGAACGUAGACACAAUCACCACUCUUGUCAAAGGUCUAACACUAUGGGAUCGCACAACUAUAGCUUGCGUCAAUGCGCUAACCUUGAGUUGCUACGAGCUGCCGGUGUCGUUAAGUCGAGAUCUCGUUCGUAUCGUGGCGCAGAUGUCCACCAUUGUUACCAAAUCAGAUUCAGCCAUCCAUGUGCUUGAGUUCCUGGCAGGUUUGUCCCGUAUCGAUGAGCUGGUCAACCAGUUUCAUGGCGACGAGAUCAAGACAGUUUUCGGUGUAUGCUUCAGCUACAUUGACUACGCCAGAGGCAAGAAAUAUGAUGAACAGAAUCGCUCAAGGCCAACAGGACCGCCUACCAGAAACUCUUCGGUCGUGGACAGCAACUACCGUCCAUCUACCGAAGACAUUCCACAAUAUGUCUUUGCGCUCAGUUACCACGUCAUCACUUUCUGGUUUCUUGCUCUAAGUAAAGAGGAUCAANAGAGGCACUUCCCAUGGAUGGAACAGAGAUUGCUCUCCNCCGACCAAUCCGGACAAGUGCUCGAUGAAGCCAUCGUCACUGUUGACCACAUAUGGCGAGUUACAGAAGGCAAAGAUGUUGUGCAACCACUUUCUCUGGAUCUUGGUAUGACGAGUGAACCAUCAGCAGAUCCAGUCAUGCAAACAUGGGUCUCGGAGUUUUGUAUCCUGACAAUAAAGUGCCACCUUGAUAAUGGACUCGUCGAAAUUACUGAGCGAAGAAGUUCUGGCACUGAUGAGAGUCACUUUGUCUAUGCCGGCGAGGAACCACUGACUCCGGAUUUGAUAUACCAAGAGCGCUUUGCCUCAACCAUCAAUGGUAACUUCAAAAGCGAUCUAGAAGUUGUCAUCCUACCUACCACCGAUGCCACACGUCGCGCGCUUGGCAUCUUUGACCGUAUCUCACCCAUCGAUUUCUUCAAAGCUGGCGUCAUCUACAUUGGCGAAAAUCAAACACACGAGCACGAGAUCUUGGCCAACGUAUCUGGAUCCCCAGACUACAAUCUAUUCAUCGCUGGGCUAGGCGAACGCGUCUCCCUAGUUAACAACCGUGAAAACAUGGCUGGCCUGGACACCAGCGAAGGCAUGUUCGACGGCAGAAGCACGCUCCGCCACAGCGACACCAUCACCACCCUCAACUACCACGUCACCACCAUGAUGCCCACAAACCGCGACGCCGACCCACAAUGCACACGCAAGAAAUCACACAUCGGCAACGACUUCGUAAACAUCAUCUUCAACAACUCGGGCCUCGAGUUUGACUUUGACACUUUUCCUUCGGCGUUUAAUUACGUGUAUAUCGUCGUGGUGCCAGAGGCGCGUCAAACGUUUAUCCAAACCCGUACGCGUCUGCACAACACCGGCUGGUAUGAAGACUCGUGGUUCAAAGUGCGCGUACUCACCCGCCACGAUUUUCCGGAUAUUUCUUCGGCGGCGGAAACGAUGGUGGUUUCUGGAGCUGCGUUGAGUGCGUAUGUGAGGAAUCUUGCACUUAACGCUGAAGAGUUUUGUAGGGUGUGGAGUAAUAGGGGUUUGGGAGAGUUGCCUAGUACGUGGCGGAGUAGGUUGCAGCAGAUUAGAAUGUUGAGGGAGAGGAAUGUGGUUAAGAAGGAGUAG
This is a messenger RNA of Aureobasidium musti, 4203 nucleotides long. NCBI's taxonomy places the organism in Eukaryota, Fungi, Ascomycota, Dothideomycetes, Dothideales, Saccotheciaceae. The record is from the annotation of a GenBank genome assembly.